AUGAGUACAAAAGAAAAUGAUAAAGUUAUUGAAAAUUUUUGUGUUUAUGACCAUUCAAAUAAAUGCUUUUCUUAUCUUAAAAUAAAAAAAAGAGAAAUAAAAAAAGAAAAAUAUCAAAACGAAUAUGAGAGAUUAGUUAACAGGAAAUGUAUGUAUAAUUACGAAUGGAUAAAAAAUUUAUCAUAUGAGAAAUGUAUAGAUUAUAUUACAAAAAAUAGUUUCAAGAAUUUAAAAGAAGAAAAAUAUGUAAAUAAAUAUGCAAGAAAAUGUAAAAAGAAUAUAUCUUCAUUAUGUUCUACUAAACAAAAUGAAGAAUGUUGUUUUCUUAAUAAUACGAAAUUUUUAAAAGAAGCAAAGAAUAUAAAAAAUGCUCUUCAUUGUAUAAAUAGGAAUAAAGGUAAGUACAAGCCACAAUUAUUUGUAGACAAUAUUUUUAAAAUGAAGAAGCGUUACGAGAAUAUAGAAUAUAAACAUGAACAUAUGAUAAGAGAACAUAAAUUGAAUGAUCAUGAUGGGUAUGAAAAAGGUCUUGUGGAAUUAUCAAACAAAAAAAAAAUGGUUAUCACGGAUGGUGAUAAUAAUGUGAAUAAUGUAAAUAAUGUGAAUAAUGUAAAUAAUGUAAAUAAUGUGAAUAAUGUAAAUAAUGUAAAUAAUGUGAAUAAUGUAAAUAAUGUAAAUAAUGUAAAUAAUGUAAAUAAUGUAAAUAAUGUAAAUAAUGUGAAUAAUGUAAAUAAUGUAAAUAAUGUAAAUAAUGUAAAUAAUGUAAAUAAUGUAAAUAAUGUAAAUAAUGUGAAUAAUGUGAAUAUGUUUAAAAUGAAGAAUAACUUUGACGAAUCUUACAAUCACCCCUUUGAUAUUUCGUUUCGAAAAAAAUAUUAUGAAAAAAUUUCGAGACUAUGGUUAAAAAAUUUUGUAAAAAAAAAUGGAAAGGUACAUAAAAAUCUAGCCAAAAAAUUAAUCAAAUGUGUAAUAAUAAAAAAUUUUAUAAUAUUUGAUGUAGAGCUAUGGAAUAUUUUUUUGAAAAAAAAUAUAACGAAUCAUUUUAAUACGAAUUUAUAUUUUCUUACUGGAAAAAUAGGUAAUAUGAAAAGUGUAUUUUUAAAUAAUAUAUUUUGUUCUUUCCCCUUUCUUUAUAAAAAUGAUCAUAUGUUUAUGAUAGAUAUAAGUAACUAUGAAGACCAUACAAUUGUUUGUGAUUAUAGAUAUUUAAUGGAUCCCAUGUAUGUAAAUACAAAUGAAGAAUAUAAUAUAAAAAAAAAAUUAAAAAAAAAAAAAAAAAAAUUAUCUUCGUUUAAAAUGUGGGAUACUUUUGAUGAUAUAAAAAACAAAGAGAAAUAUUCAAAAUUAAUAAACUUAAAAGUAUAUAAUGACAAAUUGAAAAAUAAGGUACGUCUAUGUGAAGAAGAAGAAAAAAAUAAUAAUAAUAAUAAUAAUAAUAAUAAAAAUUAUUAUCAUGUACAAAAUAAAAAUUAUAAAAAUGUAGAUAUUAUAAAUAUGAAGUAUGAUAAUAUUAUGUUUUUUGAAGAGAAAUUUCAAAGUGAUAGUAGUUAUGAACUUAUAAAUUUUAAAACAAAUCAAUUUCAAAAAAAAAAAAUAAAUAUUUCAGAUGAUCAAAAAUAUAAUAAUAAUUAUGAAAAAAAAUUAUAUGUUCAAAAAGUUUUGUAUCCUUAUUAUUAUGAACUGGUAUUAAAAGAAAAACUUAUUACAGAUAUAAAUAUGAUAACAUCAUAUGACCCUUUAAAUUUUAAUCUUGAAUAUAUUUUGAUACAUUUUACUCGACAAGCAAUCAUUAAACAAUUUGUAUGGAAACGGAAAAUGUAUAAAUGGUUAAAGGGGAUAUUUAACAAGUCACAAGGGAAACAAGGUAUGAAAAAAGUAAAUGUUAAUGUUGGGAGAAAGAAUGAUGAUGACUAUGAAAAUGUUUAUAUAAAUAAAAAAAUGAAUAUGAAUUUAGGGCUUGACUUAUUCAAUGGAGGAAUAUCUUUUCUAUUAAUAAAAAAUUUAGAAUAUAUAAAUAACUUUCCAAUACAUAAAAAGAAUUGUAUAAUAUUUUUACUAUUAAAAUAUAUAUAUAUGUGGAAAAAUAUGAAUUUAAAUGCUCAUAUGUUUAUAAUAUCUUCUUCAUCAUCAACGUCCCAUAAUAAUAAUAAUAAUAAUAAAAAUAAUAAUGUAAUAAAUAAUAUAAAAAUUUACAACAAUUCAAGUGAUAAUAUCAGUUCUUUAUUUAAUAUAUAUAUGAAUAAUUAUUUUGUUUUUGUGUUUCCAAAUUUUCUUCAUAGUAGUAAUAGGUAUAAACUUUUAAUCAAUUUAUUUAAAAAAUAUAAAUUAUACUAUUGUAAAAAUGAGAUUAAGGAGCUAGCUAAAAUAACAAAUAAUUUUAAUAUAGACAAUAUAAAAAAAUUAUUCCAAGAUGAAUAUAGAGAAAGAAUCAUAGAUCAUUUAGAAAAAAGAAAAGAAGAUACAUCACAAGAAAUUAUCACAAAGAAUAGUUGUAUUAUAAAAGAUAUUUUUCAAAAAGCACGUAAAGGGAAAAAUCAAUUUUUUUCUAAAAGUUUAAAUCUUCAACAGGAUUCUCAUAUAUAUAUACAUAUGCAUGAAAUUGAAAUGUAUAAGAAGAAAAAAUAUGAAAUGUUUUCAAAAAGUGGUAUAUUUGAAAAUUAUGGAUUUAACGAGGUUAUUGGAGAGGAUGAAUUAAUAACUCAGUUGAAAAACCAGAUCGUGAGUAAAUUUAAUAUGAAGGAGAGUAAAAAUAUGGGAUUAAACAAAAUAGAUAUGUAUGAUAUGGUAAAUGAUAAUGUAAAUGUUAAUAAUAAUAAUAAUAAUAUAAAGGAGGAUGGAAUUAAUAAUAUACAUGAGAAUUAUAAAAGUCAUUAUAAUAAAGAAAUGCAUGUAUCAAAUUCAAUGUGGGAAAAUAUCUCCAAUUUUAAUGAACUGGAUACUGUGGGCAUAUUACUACAUGGUAAUAGUGGAUCUGGGAAAAGUUUUAUUGCUAAAAAAAUUGUUGAAGAAUGUAAUUGUAAUUCUGUUAUUAUUAAUUGUUCCAACAUAUUUAAUAAAGUUAUGGGAGAAUCAGAAAAAUUUCUAAACGAGAUCUUUGAAUAUUGUAUAAACAAAUUACAACCAUGUAUCCUUUUACUUGAUAAUAUAGAAACUAUAUGUUAUAAAGAAGAUUAUAUAACUGUUGAAAAUUUUACUACAAGAUUGAAAUUAUGUUUUUAUGAAAAUAUAGAUAAAAUUCAUUAUGAAAAGAAAUGGAAAAGAAAUCCUUGUUUACUUUUAAUUAUAGCUACUACAAAUAAUAUAAAUAAUAUUGAUGAUAAUUUGUUAACACAUUAUCGUUUCAAAUAUAUUUAUCAAACUACACAUUUCCAAUAUUGGAAAGAACAAGAUAUUUAUAAAUUAUUCUAUAAAUAUUUAAAAAAUAAUAAUAUAGAAUCUACCCAUUUUUUAUAUUCACACAAAUUUAAACACUUUGUUGAUGAACAUAUUAUAAAAGUUCAAUAUAAAUUAUCUCCUUUAUAUAUAUACAACCUUUGUACCUAUGCUUUGGCCUAUCGUUUAAGAAAUGCCCUCAAAGGAAAUGAAAACGAACUGGAUGUCGAGGAUUUCUAUGAGGCCAUAAAAAGAAUGAUAUAUUAA
Messenger RNA from Plasmodium falciparum 3D7, 3639 nucleotides. Its product is annotated as ATP-binding protein. The record is from RefSeq and is a predicted model, not a curated record. Lineage: Eukaryota; Apicomplexa; Aconoidasida; Haemosporida; Plasmodiidae. Gene Ontology annotation, molecular function: ATP binding; ATP hydrolysis activity.